Messenger RNA from Papaver somniferum (opium poppy), 3075 nucleotides. RefSeq names its product 5'-3' exoribonuclease 3-like. The record is from RefSeq and is a predicted model, not a curated record. Gene Ontology annotation, biological process: nuclear-transcribed mRNA catabolic process. Gene Ontology annotation, cellular component: nucleus. NCBI's taxonomy places the organism in Eukaryota, Viridiplantae, Streptophyta, Magnoliopsida, Ranunculales, Papaveraceae. The coding region runs from base 1 to 3075 and encodes 1024 amino acids. Gene Ontology annotation, molecular function: zinc ion binding; 5'-3' RNA exonuclease activity; RNA binding. The transcript has a single exon.
AUGGGAGUUCCAGCAUUCUACAGAUGGUUAGCAGAGAAAUAUCCAAUGAUAAUACAGGAUGUAAUCGAAGAAGAAGCAGUUGAAAUCCAAGGAAUUUCAAUACCAGUCGAUACAAGUAAUCCUAAUCCAAAUAAACUCGAAUACGAUAAUCUUUACCUUGAUAUGAAUGGUAUUAUUCAUCCCUGUUUCCAUCCUGAAGACCGGCCGGAUCCUACCACAUUCGACGAGGUGUUUCAGUGCAUGUUUGAUUAUAUCGAUAGGCUUUUUGUCAUGGUUCGCCCACGUAAGCUUAUAUACAUGGCUAUUGAUGGUGUGGCUCCAAGGGCAAAGAUGAAUCAGCAACGGUCUAGACGUUUCAGAGCUGCUAGAGAUGCGCAAGAAGCAGCAGAAGAAGAAGAGCGGCUGCGAGUAGAGUUUGCGGAGGAGGGAAGAAAGCUUCCUCCUAAGGAAACUUCACAGGUCUGCGAUUCAAAUGUUAUCACCCCUGGAACUGAAUUUAUGCAUGUUUUGUCAGUUGCGCUGCAGUACUACAUUCAUCUCAGACUAAACAAUGAUCCUGGGUGGAGAUCAGUUAAGGUUAUCCUUUCUGAUGCUAAUGUUCCUGGUGAAGGGGAACACAAAAUUAUGUCUUAUAUUCGUCUGCAAAGAAACCUUCCUGGCUUCAAUCCAAAUACCCGUCACUGCCUCUAUGGUUUGGAUGCAGAUUUGAUUAUGCUGGCAUUAGCUACACAUGAAGUACAUUUCUCUAUUCUCAGAGAGAUUGUCGUAAAUGCACAACAAGAAAAAUGCUUCAUAUGCGGUCAGGUGGGUCAUUUAGCUGCAAACUGUGAGGGAAAGGCUAAGAGAAAAUUUGAACAGUUGGAUGAAAAGCAGGACACUGCUGUAACAGCAAAGAAGCCAUACCAGUUCGUAAACAUCUGGACUCUUCGGGAGUACUUGGAUUACGAGAUGAGAAUUCCUAAUCCACCAUUUGAGAUUGAUCUUGAACGUCUUGUGGACGACUUCAUAUUUAUAUGUUUCUUUGUUGGAAAUGAUUUUCUGCCUCAUAUGCCCACACUGGAAAUUCGAGAGGGAGCCAUCAACUUGCUCAUCGCUGUCUAUAAGAAGGAGUUUGGGGCAAUGAAGGGGUAUUUAACCAACUCUAGCAAGCCUGAUUUGAGCAAGGUUGAACACUUCAUUCAGGCAGUGGGGUCGUAUGAGGAUGUAAUUUUCACCAAAAGAGCUAGACUUCAUCAGCGGCAGGCAGAAAGAAUCAAGCGUGACAAAGCCCAGAAACAAAGGGGUGAUAAUGUGGAACCUACGGUGAAGCCUGAGUCCCUUGUCCCAGUUGCUCGGUUUCAGGGCUCUCGUCUUGCUUCUGCUCCGUUGCCGUCGCCAUAUGAACGAACAGGAAAGGUGGCAAGACACACUUAUUCAGGGGGAUCUGUCGGUGCAGCCAUUGUUGAGGCUGAGAAUAGUUUAGAGCUGGAGACACGUGAUAACAAAGAGGAGCUCAAGGAGAGGCUUAAAGACUUAAUUCGUGAGAGGUCAGACCUUUUGAAUAGAGAUGACCAAGAAGAAGACAAGGUGAGAUUGGGUGAGGAUGGGUGGAAGGAAAGGUACUACAGGGAAAAGUUCUCAGUUGAAACCUUGGAUGAGAUUGAAGCAGUAAGAAAAGACGUUGUUCUAAAAUACGUACAAGGCUUGUGCUGGGUGAUGGAAUAUUAUUAUGAAGGUGUUUGCUCUUGGCAGUGGUUUUAUCCUUAUCAUUAUGCACCGUUUGCCUCCGAUCUCAAGGAUCUUGGUGAGAUGCAAAUAAACUUUGAAUUAGGUUCACCAUUCAAACCAUUUGAUCAGCUGAUGGGUGUCUUUCCAGCUGCAAGUUCCCAUGCGCUACCUGAGCAUUAUAGGAAAUUGAUGACUGACCCAACUUCACCCAUUAUUGAUUUUUAUCCGACUGAUUUUGAAGUUGACAUGAAUGGCAAGCGGUUUGCAUGGCAGGGUAUCGCUAAAUUACCAUUCAUUGAUGAAAGUCGUCUUCUUACUGAGAUAAAAAAAGUGGAACAUACUUUGACGGAGGAGGAAGCAAAAAGAAACAGCGUCAUGCAAAAUAUGCUGUUCAUCUCGACAUCUAACCCGCUCUCUCCAUAUAUAUUUUGCCUCGCUGAUCAGUUGUCUAACAAAAAAGGGGCUGAAGUGAAAGAAAAAAUUGACCCCAAGGCCAGUGGCGGGAUGAAUGGAUAUCUAUCUCUUUGCAAUGGAGAUCCUUGCCCACCGGUCUUUCAAUCGCCUGUUCCCGGAAUGGAGGAUAUUAUGAAUAAUCAAGUCAUAUGUGCUAUUUACAGACUUCCUGAUGCACAUACUCAUGUCGCUCGACCUCCAUUAGGUGUUAUAUUCCCAAAGAGGAUGGUCGAAGUAGAAGAUUUGAAGCCACCACCUAUUUUAUGGCAUGAAGAUAAUGGAAGGAAACCAUGGGAAAAUAAUGGCAGGCAAAACAACCACCACGGAAAUGGAAGGGGUUCUGGUCGACAUCUUGGGAAGGCAGCACAUAGAUUUGUCAAUAACAGUUUACAGUUUAAGACAGACCGUAAUGUGGAGCAGAUGCAUGGACACACAUCUUUCUCAAAUGGCAGGCAGCACAACAGUAACCAUGGAGGUCCACAUAAUCAUGCUUCUGCUCCUAAUAAUAAUAAUUAUCCUAACCGCCCUCAGAAUGAAGAAAACUGGAGAGCGGCUCAUACCAGAGACCAUUAUCCCGUGCAUGAUUAUCCACAGCCUCCUCCUGGUGCAAUUGGUGUCCCACCCUUGUAUCAUCCUGGUAACGUGGUACAAACAUAUGUGGCAGGUGGACACCAUGUAAUCCAAAGAGGAGCUGCAUAUGGUGGCUAUGGGAGCCAGCAGCACUCAAGUGCAGGUGCUGAUAACCAUUAUCACGAUAACAUAGGGGGCAGGUGGGGGGAUCCUCCGGAAAAUCAAAGAGCUGUAGGUAGAGGUUACGAGGGUUCUCAGUAUUUAGGGAAUAGCUAUGCAGGUUUAAACAGAGGAGGAUCAAGUAGAAGGCCUAAUCUACCAGACCCAGGGUAUAGUUGGUCUUAA